Messenger RNA from Talaromyces atroroseus, 1653 nucleotides. RefSeq lists its product as hypothetical. Gene Ontology annotation, cellular component: nucleus. Gene Ontology annotation, molecular function: transcription cis-regulatory region binding; DNA-binding transcription factor activity, RNA polymerase II-specific; zinc ion binding. Lineage: Eukaryota; Fungi; Ascomycota; Eurotiomycetes; Eurotiales; Trichocomaceae. Gene Ontology annotation, biological process: positive regulation of transcription by RNA polymerase II. The record is from RefSeq and is a predicted model, not a curated record. The transcript has 2 exons. Bases 1 to 1653 code for a protein of 550 amino acids.
AUGCCGCCGGCAGAUGGGGAGAAACCCCGCCGGUCUCGCACGGGCUGUCAGAACUGCCGCCGACUGCAUCGGAAAUGCGAUGAGACUAAACCUGCCUGUUUGGGUUGUCUCGCCUCGGGGAAGCAAUGUACUUACAGUCUCCGCGUAUCCUGGGGCGGCCGUCCAUUUGCCAAAUCAUCCUUUGGCAAGUGUCUGAGGACCGACGUGGCCGUCGUUCCCACCGCCGAAUCCACAGACGCAGGUCAAUCACGGUCCAAUCCAGAAGAGAACGAGGAUACGUCGUUUGUCUAUGGUCUUGCCGAGUCACGUCAUCGCAUUGAAGAGGCCGAGUCAGACAGUCAGAGUUCUUCAACGCCUUCCCGGCUAUCUUCGCCGGUUCGCGCAAGCCCGGCAAAUUCAAUCACUGCAGAGACAUAUGCAACUAGCAUCUCUCAGAACCCUUCUCACCUUUCGCAACUUCCACCUUCCCAUCGUCUUCUAUUAGAUCAUUUUUGUAAUGCUGUCACACGGUCAUUCUCUUUGCAUCUCUCAACUCACCAUGGAUUCUGUAUGACAUACCUCCCGCUGGCUCUUGACCCGGUUACAGGAAAUGGCCUCCUGCCAGCCGUCUUGGAAGCAGCAGCGCUCCAUCGCAAGUCGCUAGGCCUGUACCACAAUGAGCGUGAGCUAAUUGCGCUACGACAUGAAAGUAUUCGCCAAUUUAAAUUGCCAACCAUUGGAAAAAAUCCCGUCGAUGAUGACAAGGCUCUAGCCACGGCUCUAAUUUUGUGUUUAUGCGAUAUCCUCGCUGGUGGAGAGAAGGCCAACUCAUGGCAGCUUCAUCUCCAAGGGGCUACCGCGAUGAUACAGCAGGCCUCAGAGGGAGGUGACAUGUCCCAGGAAUCCGAUCUACGAAGGUUUUUGAGACGCUGGUGUGAAUCUUUGGAAGUGCUAUCUAUUAUUGGCCCGGAUUCCAAGUUGGCUGGCCAAACAGUGGAGUCUAGCAAUUUAGACUAUAUUGACGAGUUUCAUGGUUUCUGUCGAAGAUUGAUUCCAAUCUUCCAAGAAGUCCAUCUGCUUCUGAUGGAGUGUCAGUCACUGCAAGAAAUGUUGGAGUUGGUCGGCCCAUCCCAUCCGAUGGUAGAGAGAAUGUCUUAUGUGGUUGAGGGGCGAUGUCGAGCUGCUAUCAAUAGCGUUAAAUCAUCACUGGCCCAGACAUCUUACUCGUUCCACCCCUGCAUUCAGUCUUAUAUGAGCCCCCAAGUUCAAAGUGAAUUCGUGUCUCUUAAUAAAGCCUUUCAUCACGGUAUCCUCCUACAUCUCUAUAGGAGGGUACAAGGCUUACCGCCUACUGAUUCGAAUAUCGAAGCCUCGGUUCAGGCGAUCAUCCUACACCUGUCCGAGCUGGAUCUCCGUGACGAGGCGUGCCCCGGGGUAGCUAUGUUGCAGCCCCUCUUCGAUGCUGGAUGUGCAUCCUAUAGUAUGCACCAUCGUGACAGAGUAAUAGAAUUGAUGAAUACUUUGGAGAAACGUUACGGUAUGGGAAACGUCAGCCGUGCCCGGGCAUUCCUUCAAGAAUAUUGGGUGGAGUUUGAUCAGCAACGCUUCCAUGGAGUUGAUCUCCAUUGGGACACGUAUAUCAAGUUGAAAGGAUGGGAGCUAUCCUUAUAUUAG